UGCUUAUAUAUUUGGAGUGAUAAUAACAGCUAGCAGCUUCUUCUUUAAACAUACACUCAUGGGUCGCCAUUCUUGUUGUGUGAAGCAGAAGCUUAGAAAAGGAUUAUGGUCUCCUGAAGAGGAUGAAAAACUUCUCAAAUACAUUUCAAGAUUUGGUGUUGGCUGCUGGAGUUCUGUUCCUAAACAUGCUGGAUUGCAAAGGUGUGGGAAGAGUUGUAGGCUUCGAUGGAUAAAUUAUCUGAGGCCUGAUCUAAAAAGAGGAACAUUUUCGCAACAAGAAGAAGAUCGUAUACUUAAUCUUCAUCAAGUUCUUGGCAAUAGGUGGGCUCAAAUUGCUGCCCAGUUGCCUGGACGAACAGAUAACGAGAUCAAGAACUACUGGAACUCGAGUUUAAAGAAAAAACUAGUGAAACAAGGGAUUGAUCCAAACACCCACAAGCCAAUUACCGAUAAAGAUUAUGCGAAAGACAAAAAGAUCGAAUUUUACGCAAGUUCUUCAUCAUCAAUGCCAAUGGCAGCUGAACUAGAGCAUGCUUUGCAUUUCAACAAUGGUGGAAUAAUGUUAUCAUCAUCAUCUAUGGAACCCGGGUUGAUACGCGACACUUUGUUGAGUAAAUCGAUGUGUGAUCCGUUGUUCUUGGUUGAAUUCCAAUCGGGUAUGGAUCCAAUCAGCUACAAUUCAAAUCUUCUAGCUCAAUUUCAACAAACCAACUAUGAAACCUCAUUGCCAAGUUUAGCAAGCUUUGAUCAUCAUGAUUUGAAGAUGACAACGAAUUCAUUCAUGAUCAAUGAAGUUAGAGAAAGUUCAAGCACCACCAAUAGUUCAAACAUGAACACAAGUACUCUUUCUGCAGGGUUUCAACCCAUGGCAUUUGAAGGGGAAAUGCUUCAAUUCAAUGGAGCUAAUGUCAAAUCUGAGCAAGGGUGUGCAGGUCAAUGGGGACAUCAUAUGCAAGAGGUGCAAGUCAAUAAUGCAUCAGAUUUCAGUAUGUACCCAACGGGGUCACUACCUGGGGAAUACACUCAUGUCUACCAUCAGAUAUGACUGGCCCAUGUAAAUCUCAGUACACCAUUUAUUUUUAUCUUAUCAACAAAUAAAAGGUUGAUGGAUUUCGUACCCGAGCAAGUAGUGCUGGGGUACGCGACUAGUUUUAUGCUACAAGGUUUGCCGGACGGUAUAAUAUUUUUGGGUUUUCUCUUUUGGUUUUCGGUAUAGAGAUAUGACUAAAGGCGUUGUAAAGUUUUCUUACUAUUUCUUGGAUUGUGCAAAAGGGUGGGUACAUCAUUUUCAUGUCAUUUUGGCCUAAUAAGAAGUAUAUUGAAGUGUUAAA
Helianthus annuus (common sunflower) is the source of this 1331-nucleotide messenger RNA. RefSeq names its product transcription factor MYB86. Bases 59 to 1045 code for a protein of 328 amino acids. Gene Ontology annotation, biological process: regulation of stomatal movement. Lineage: Eukaryota; Viridiplantae; Streptophyta; Magnoliopsida; Asterales; Asteraceae. The record is from RefSeq and is a predicted model, not a curated record. The transcript is spliced from 3 exons.